Molecule: messenger RNA, 910 nt
Organism: Odocoileus virginianus texanus
Lineage: Eukaryota; Metazoa; Chordata; Mammalia; Artiodactyla; Cervidae
Source: RefSeq, a predicted model, not a curated record
GAAGUAUUGAUAUUUCGGAGCCAGCGACCGAUCUUAGUGAGACCCGGGAACCUGUGGGAGAGGCCGCUGCAAACGCGCUGUUGAGUUUUUUUUUUUUAAUUCUCUUUUCUACAUAUCCACACACCACCAUCAGCCUACAAAGACAUGACCACCAACGCCAGCCCCACGCACCCCUACUGGCCUCAGCACCUGAGACUAGACAACUUUGUGCCUAAUGACUGCCCCACCUGGCAUAUCCUGGCUGGCCUCUUCUCCGUCUCUGGAGUCUUAGUUGUGACCACAUGGCAAUUGUCAGGGCGUGCUGCGGUCGUCCCACUUGGGACUUGGCGGAGACUGUCCCUGUGCUGGUUUGCAGUAUGUGGGUUCAUUCACUUGGUGAUUGAGGGCUGGUUCAGCCUCUACCACGCGGACCUUCUUGGAGACCAAGCCAUCUUAUCUCAACUCUGGAAAGAGUACGCCAAGGGAGACAGCCGAUACAUCCUGGAUGAUAACUUCAUAAUAUGCAUGGAGACCAUCACGGCUUACCUGUGGGGACCACUCAGCCUGUGGGUGGUGAUCGCUUUUCUCCGCCAGCAACCCCUCCGCUUUGUCCUACAGCUUGUGGUCUCUGGGGGUCAGGUAUAUGGAGAUGUGCUCUAUUUCCUGACAGAGUACCGUGAUGGAUUCCAGCACGGAGAGCUGGGCCACCCACUCUACUUCUGGUUUUACUUUGUCUUCUUGAACGCCCUGUGGCUGGUGCUGCCGGGACUCCUCAUACUGGAUUCUAUAAAGCAACUUGCUCAUGCCCAGAGCAUACUGGAUGCCAAAGCCCCAAAAGUCAAGAGCAAGCAGAACUAAAGAGUGAUGAACUAGGCUUAAACACCGGCUAUUGAGGAACUCUUAAUCAGGAAAUAAAGAUCUUGACCCUAUA